UUGGGUGUCACGUACCAAAACAAUAAAGCCGGUGCAGUUGUUACAGCUAUUGCCAUUGCUACAGGAAAAUCACAGAUUGAACAGCUCCAAUUUCACCCAAUUCUUUUUUAAAAUAAAGCUGUAAUCUUUUUUCCAUUUUUGCGGGUUUUCUUUCCCCUAUUUCUGGGUUUCAACGGAUCUUUACUGGCCUGCCUUUUUCAGGCGAUUCUUCCGUUUUAAUUUUGUGGGUCUGUUUCGAAUCUUCGAUUGCUGGAUUUGAUACAGUUGUCUGAGUAAAAAGAUUCAAUCUUGGGGGAAAAAUCAAAUAGAAAUGAAAUCUGGGAAAGGGCAUCAAGAAGAGGAGGAGGAGGAGGAGGAAGAGUUUGGUGCGAAGAAGGACGCCACAUCAUCUGCUAAUAACAGCAAAGAUGGAAAGAACAGUGACAAAGCAAAUGCUAUAAGGUCAAAACAUUCUGUCACGGAGCAGCGAAGGAGGAGCAAGAUCAAUGAGAGAUUUCAGAUAUUGAGAGAACUUAUACCGCAUAGUGAUCAGAAGAGAGACACUGCUUCGUUUUUGGUAGAGGUGAUUCAGUAUGUGCAGUUUCUACAAGAGAAGGUUCAGAAGUAUGAGGGUUCAUAUCAACCUUGGAAUUCAGAGCCCACAAAACUGAUGCCAUGGAGAAACAGUCAUUGGCGCGUUCAGAAUUUUGUCGGUCAGCCACCAACAGCAAAGAAUGGUUCUGCUCCUGGUUCUGCCUUUCCUGGGAGGUUUGAUGAAAAUAGUUUAGGAGUCCCUAUGACCAUGCAACCAGGCCAGACAAAUCCAAUUGAGCCCGAUCACGUUAUGGAUGCCCAAGGUAGACCGAUGGAUCUACACACUGAACUUCCAAACAAAUCAAUGAGCAUGCCUUUGCCUAUUCCAGUUUCCAUGGGAAACGACGGGCCAUUCUCCCACACAUUCGGACCAUCAGAGGCGCAAUCAUCAGAAUGUCCCAGCACUGCUGAUGCACUUAACCUUCAAGAUGAGCUAACAAUCGAGGGUGGUACAAUCAAUGUUUCCAGUGCAUACUCUGAAGGAUUAUUGACUACAUUGACACAAGCACUUCAGAGUACGGGCUUGGAUCUCUCUCAAGCCAGCAUCUCAGUCCAGAUCAAUCUUGGAAAACGAGCGAACAGAGGAGCCACACCAACAGCUAAGGAUCAUAUAAUUCCUACACCGUCAAGCAACCAACCCGUCGGGACGUUUCACGAGGCCACAAGCAGCGAAGACUUCGAUCUAGCUCAAAAAAGACGAAAGCUUUGAUUAUAACGCUAUGGCCCAGCUUCAAGAAACAUCCAUUUCCAACUGAUAAAUCUGUUUGCUGAGUAUUUGCACCAUUGUAUAUUUCUUCUUUCGAGCCCCUUUUUUGUUGAUUUAUUUAAUCUUUUAGCUUAUUUAUGUGUAUGUGUUACGAAACGGCUGCGUGAUGGAUAUAUUUUAGUUGUUUUUAUGGGUUUUGAAACUCAGAUAUCUGUUAUUUUGGAAUGAAAAUAUGAACAUUACGUAUA
Molecule: messenger RNA, 1527 nt
Organism: Salvia hispanica
Lineage: Eukaryota; Viridiplantae; Streptophyta; Magnoliopsida; Lamiales; Lamiaceae
Gene: BIM2
Product: BES1-interacting Myc-like protein 2
Biological process (GO): DNA-templated transcription
Molecular function (GO): DNA-binding transcription factor activity; protein dimerization activity
Source: RefSeq, a predicted model, not a curated record